CAGCGGCUGCCUGUGGCCCGGGCGGCUGCCGGGAGAAGCCGAGUGUCGGGGAGUGACGCGGCGGAGGUGUAGUUUGACGCGGUGUGUUACGUGGGGGACAGAAUAAAACUCCAGCGAGAUCCGGGCCGCGAACGAAAGCAGUGACGGAGGAGCCUGGGCCACCGGUAACUAAAUGACCAUGGAAUCUGGUGCAGAGAAUCAGCAGAGUGGAGAUACAGCUGUUUCGGAGGCAGAAACUCAACAGAUGACGGUACAGACACAACCACAGAUUGCAACAUUAGCCCAGGUGUCUAUGCCAGCAGCGCAUGCAACAUCAUCUGCACCAACGGUGACCUUAGUGCAGCUGCCUAAUGGGCAGACAGUACAGGUGCAUGGAGUUAUUCAGGCAGCUCAGCCAUCAGUCAUUCAGUCUCCACAAGUUCAGACAGUUCAGAUCUCCACAAUUGCAGAGAGUGAAGAUUCACAGGAAUCAGUGGACAGUGUCACUGAUUCUCAAAAACGCAGAGAGAUUCUUUCAAGACGACCUUCUUACAGGAAAAUUUUGAAUGACUUGUCCUCGGAUGCCCCAGGGGUUCCCAGGAUUGAGGAGGAGAAGUCUGAAGAGGAGACGUCAGCACCUGCCAUUACCACUGUGACGGUGCCAACUCCAAUUUACCAAACCAGCAGUGGGCAAUAUAUUGCCAUAACCCAGGGGGGAGCAAUACAGCUGGCUAACAAUGGCACGGAUGGGGUUCAGGGCCUUCAGACGUUAACUAUGACCAACGCCGCUGCCACUCAGCCUGGCACCACCAUCCUGCAAUAUGCCCAGACCACUGAUGGACAGCAGAUCCUGGUACCCAGCAAUCAAGUGGUUGUACAAGCUGCCUCAGGAGAUGUCCAGACUUACCAGAUUCGCACAGCGCCAACUAGUACCAUUGCACCUGGGGUAGUUAUGGCGUCUUCCCCAGCACUUCCUACCCAGCCUGCAGAAGAAGCAGCACGAAAGAGAGAAGUGCGCCUAAUGAAGAACAGGGAGGCAGCACGCGAGUGUCGAAGGAAGAAGAAAGAAUAUGUGAAAUGUCUAGAGAACCGAGUGGCUGUGCUUGAAAAUCAAAACAAGACACUGAUUGAAGAACUGAAAGCACUUAAGGACCUUUACCGCCACAAAUCAGAUUAAUUUUGGAUUUCAAUUUUCAUCUCCCAACGUGAGAAUAAAGACUGGUUUGGCCCCAACCAGAAAGACAAAAGAAACUUUUUAUUUUCUAAACAUUUCUCUUUUUUUUCUAUGCGUAAAACUGCCUGAAAGCAACUACAGAAUUUCAUUCAUUUGUGCUUUGCAUUAAACUGUGAAUAUUCAAACAUCUGCCUCCACUUUUCCCCCUCAAGAACGUAUUUUCUUCAUCCUGAUCACGAAGAAGAGCAAGACAAGACUUCUAUAUGCCCACCCUCUUCAGGAACUAGUACUUUUAUACAGUUGUGAAGAUACUUUGGGGAGGAAAGUAAGAAUUCUUUUGUGACGAUUUCAAGGGUUUGUGCUGAGCUUCUUGGUUGUUUUUGGCCCGAAGUACCAUGGGGGCCUCAUAUAAUGUAGAGAUUUUGACUGCCAAAUUGUUACAUAGUUUCACAUAUUCAUUGAAAACAAUGCAGUGUGUUGCUAAAUGGCAUUCCCCUAAAAAGGAGACAUGAAUUUUGAGUUGGGUGAACAGAGGUUUUAGAAAAACAGAAAGGGUUUCCUGCAUAAUCAUGUUAAUUCUCCACAUUCUGCAAUAUUAAGACUUUUUAAAAAAUAGUUCCAAAGGCAUUUGCUUCAACACCAUCACCAAUGUAUUUUGUUGUUUGUGUUCAAGGUUUGGGAUGCAUUAAAAGAAGUCAUUAACUGAGAUAAGCUUGAUAAUGUUAAUUGAAAAUGAAAUCAAAGGUACAGUAGCAAAGAGCAUUUUUUAAAAAAUUUAGACAGCAGUAAUGCAUUUGAGGUUUUAAGCAAAGAAAACUGUUAAAGGACAGCCUGCUCCUUUCAACACGGCCACUCAUUAAAAUGGGAUAGUUUUUACCAUCCAGGUGCUUUUGUCCUUUGUACAAUCUCUGUGUUUACUGUUUCAGAUGUUUCAAACUGUAACCUCCCUGUUUUUUUCAUAUUGUACCAAUACCUCCAGCACCAAGAAAGCCCCCUAUAAAGUUUAACGGAAACCCAAGCAGAAACUUGUAAAUGGGUGAAAAACACUUUUCCAGUUAAGUUGGCAAAAUCUGUGUUUUGUUUAUAUUGAUUACGAACUUCGGUGUUAAUAUUAUGUUUACAGCAGCAUCAGGUUGUUUGUUUUUUACCAAAAAAACUCAUGUCUCUGUUACUAUACUAUAAAAGUAUCAUUCUGACUACUGUCAGUAUUAUUUUACUAAGUGUGUGUUUCUUCAGAAAUGUUUAACUGGAAGUGUUUGUAUUCCCUGUAUUCAUCCCAAAAAAAACAACCCUGAAUUUGUGUUUUGCAGUAAUAAUACGUAGGAUUUCUGCUGGGGAAAGAAAGCUACAUGUUGUAGCUGCGGAAUGUCAUUUGUGGGUGUGUGUACCAUUACACCCUGUAAAUAGCCAAUACUAGUUUUAAGGAGCCACUUUUGUUUCCCUGUCUACUCAAUCAGCCUAAUAUAACCUCCCCCCCGCCCCCCCCCCCAAAAAAAAAAGGUCCAAUUCAGUGAGGUACAUGUAUGAGGAAAAAUAAGCAGUUUUGGACAUUUGUCACAGUAUUACAAGUUGUGAUUUUUCUUCCUGAAGAAGGAUAUUCAAAGGAGUUUAAGAAAAAAGAAGGGUAAAGAUUUAAGCAUUAACAUUUUAUCCCAAGUCAUAGUGAUUUGAGGUUGGUGUUAGUCCCAUGUUAAACAAGAAUAAUUUGAGUCUCAGUUGAGAGUGAGUCAGUUUUGGGAAAAAAAAGAUUUUAUGUGACCUAUUUGUAGUUACAAUUGAAAUUUGCCUUUAUUUUAAGAACAAACAUAAUUCAUUUUAAGAAUUCAGUGACACAGUUACGAAGUUCUGAAAGUUUCCCCUUAAAGUAGGCAUUUCAAUUGCUCAGUUUUAAAAAAUACAUAAACAUAAUAAUAAUAAUUAAUAAUAAUCAUGUCAGAAUUGGUUCCAGAAGAAUCAGAAAGCAAUCCCAGGCUACUUUUUCUAUUAUAAUUAUUUCCUAUAGGGCUGAAAGAUUCUGUGCUGUGUUGAGCAAAUUACUUCUCCAUUGUAAACGUAUCUUGUUUUUUCAAUAGAUUAUGUGAUGAGUUGUUAGUCUGCCUAGUCCCUGGUAAAUAAUGGCCGUUACUUGAGCCAAUUGAACAGAAAGGUUGGAGAAUACUGAAACCUGUUCCGUUGUUGACCCUGAGUUGGAAUUAUGGAUACAUUUAAAACUGCAGUCUCCUCUAUGGACAACCUGGCACCUUUGGAAAGAGUUAAUUGCAUUGAAAAUAAUUUGAAAGAUAUUUGUUUUAUGCAUGUUUUGGGAAUUGGAAAUUCUUGAAUUCUUCUUUGGAAAACAGCCUAAUAAAGUAAUCAAACCCAUCAAGUGAGUUUUAGCCAAGAACAGUCCCGCUAUGUGUUACUAGUGAUAAUGCAUCCUACUUUACUUAACAUUGGCCCACAAAAGGAAGCCAAAGUCUGUAGAUGGUACUGUGUAGAAAACAGCAAGGUUGGGUUUAUUGGUUUUGCAGAUCAGGUUCUUGUGGAGGUUUAUUUGUAGGACAGAUACAUUCAGAUAAAAACUAAGUGAGAGUUAGUUUUAUUUUUGAUAUCUCACAGUUCUAAAUAGUCAAGCUUUGGUAGCACGGUUUAACUGAAAGGUAGGUUAGAAAGGGCUAGAUCCAUUAUGUUCAGUAUAAAAAAAGUCAAAUAUAAUUUUAAUGUCAUUGUUUUACAAAAUUAAAGCACUAGAUUGGCAGUUUAGAUAUUGCCAUAGGUGCUCUGUUAAUUUAGAUAUUCUUGGAAAAACACAUGUAUUAUAUAUGUACAUAUAUAUACACAGUAUAUAAUCUGAAGCUCUGAGAGCUCUUAAAUCAGGAAUGCUGAGUAUUAUAGUAUAUUACAGACAGAUGAAUCUUUAUGCUUUGUGUGCUUGCAUUUCUUUUAGAACAGUAGUUCAUUUGGGGCUACAUUAUUCCAGCAGCCAGAAUUCAUUAUUUUUCUUAAUUAUCCUUUUCCCAGUUUAUUUUCUGAUAUUUUACUUUGUUUUCUUAGAUUGAUAUUUUAAAAGUUAUUAGCCAUGCUUGAAAAUCUUCCCGGAAAAAAUUUUGUUUUUGUGCUUUAUUUUUGGCAGCUAUACAGUAGUAACAAAACAUUUAGAAAUUUUAUUUUAAAAGGAACCACUGAUUUACAGGGGUCGGUGAUAUCUUGAAGGAGGUAAUUUGGUAUGUAAUUCGAGCAAGGAUUUUAUCAAAAUGGGUGUUUCACAGAAGGUCAACAGCACUGCUUGGUUCUGAAAGCACAAUAUCAGUCAUGUGAGGCUAUCCUGGCUGUAAUUUAUUUCUGUGCCUUGGGCCUUAUUCCUUCUAGUAUUUUGACCAGUAAAGAUGGUUAUUUGGAAUCAAACAAAAGCUUUUAAAAGGAAAUAACAAUAUUUGAUUGAACAAAAAUUAUUUGCCCUGGUUUUAAUGUUUCUAAUCCAAAUUUGGAUUCUAACCUUUCAAUCAGUGUUAAUCAGCUGCAACCAGUCAUAAAUUCAAAUUGAUCCCUGCUUAUUUAGAAAAUCUGAACAGUCUUUCAAAGAAAGAUUAGCAUCUAAAAAUUUGAAUUAGGGUCAGAAUGCAGGAACAUUAGAAACAUAGUUUUCCAGUAAGUUUUAGGGGUUGGUUUUAUUACCAUUUUAUCCCUGAAAUGGCAGAAUAUUUUCCAUUGAUCUAACACAAAAGUUGUAUAUUUAUUUGGGUUCUUUUUGCAGUAUAUUCUUUGUAAAUGUUUGGUAAAAUUUGCACUUUUAUAAAUAUCCAAUUAGUAGAAAAUUGGGUAUUGGUGACUUGAGAAACUCCCUCAUGUGGUAAUUGCGAGCUGACUGUCUAUCGCUUCUCUAAAAAUCAUAUAGCUGUUUUUAUGCAAAUUUUUUGUUGGUUGAGCUCUCUUUGCACCUGAAAUGUUCAACUUGAAUUAGGUGUUCUACUUGACUAGAAGGAGAUCCAGGUUUGGCAGGGCCAAUAGAUAAGUAUGUGUCUGACCUAAUGGUAUCAUUUAGUAAUUUUUUAAACACACUAAGGACUAAGUUAUGAUUUUGUCCAGAGAAGGAAUUAAUCAUUCCCAAAGUUAAAAUUAAGCUGGAAGGGGUCCCGUUUUCAUAUUAUAAAACUUGAUUGGAGGUUUUAGAAACCCCAGCUCAAAUGGGGGAUAGUGGAGGAAGAUUUCACUUAAGUUUGGUAGAUCUAAAGACAAGAGGGCAUUGGGAUAAUUUCUUCAUUCCAUCGUGGAAAAAAAACCCAGAACUGAAAUGAUUGAUGGGUGGCAAUGAAGGGGAAAUGAUCAUUUAAGAAAUAAUCUGAGUGCUUUGAUGUCGACAUGAAAAAUUGACUAUAGGCUCAUUUUAUAUACUGUCACUAGGGCCUGGUUUCCUUGACUUCCUUGAGUCCUUGGCUUUGAGAGAUACAUUUCACCUCUCCAAAAUCAGUGUCAUAAAACUGAGCCAGUUUGGCAGGAUUUUAAAGUACAUUAUGAACAGGGUGGUGAAGUUCCAUCUGUCUCAUCUGCUUACGAUAAGUUCUCAUUGAUUUGGAGAAUGUAGUUUAAACCUUUGUAAGUGUCUAUAGAAGCAGUCAAAUGUUAGAGGGACCAGAUUCAGUUUGGAAAGAGGGAUUGUAUUUCAGGUGUUUUAACUUGAAAUUUAUUUUUUAUAAAAGGAAAAAUUAAAAAAAAAUGAAGCUUUUGAAGCAAGUUGAUUUUAUAAAGCGACAGAGUAAAAAAUAUUGGUUCUUGAGUGCAGGUCCUAUCUGGAGAUUGGCCUGGUGGGUCAUGGUAAUUUUGGAUCUCAUUCUCACCAGCAAAUAAAAUGAAAAAAAUCAGCUAGCCUUUGGAGAUGCAGUUAGAAGAGCAGGUUGAGUCAAAGUUGGAUCACUUUAUUGGAGCAAAUCUUAUGCAGGACUUGCCCAUUAGGGCAGAAAAUUUCUAAAGCAAGAAUUUCAGUCUCAACUGCAGGACUCCUCUGAGAAGCCAAGGUUCAUCUAAGAUGUGGGUUGAAGGAGGAGCAACAGGGCUGGGAGGGAGAAAUCCCUAGAGUGUAAAAGGUUUUGUGCCAGCUGGCCAUGGGACAGUGUCUAUUACUGUGUUUUGGAAUUUUUUUUUUCUGUAGAAGUUGUAUUUUAUCCAGGUGCCACUCCAUUUUGUGUGUUUAAUAAAAUUAUUUAUAUUUUUUAAAAUGGGAGAAUAAUGAUUAAAAACUACAGAAUUGUCUGGCAUUUAACAUUCUCUUGAUGGAAUGGAUUAGUGAAGAGAGGAGUGCUAAGUUAGCUUCCCAUAUAAAAGAAUCCCCAACUGAUAUAUGGCACAUUGAUUGUUACUCACAAAAAAAUGAUAAUGUCUAGAUGCAAUUUAUAAUUUGAAAUGUAUUAACAAAAAAUGAGACCCAGGAAAGUAUCUAUAAAGAAAGAUUUGUUGUUUAAAGAGAUUUGGGGUGAAGCAUUGCUGACUACCCAAAACUCUCAGCACCAAACAGGGUUUUGAUCUUAACUCCAGCCUAUCUGUUGGAGUCUGUUACUAAACAAAUAUGGAAACAAAUCUCUAAAAUUCCCUACAUCCUAGAAAUAUCCCUGUUUCGGUUUGUUUUCUCUUGGGUUGUUUUUUGUUGUUGUUGAUGUUGUUGGGAUUUUUUUUUUUUUUACUUAACCUUUUGUGCUUCAUCUGUAAAAUAAUGUCCUGAGUUAUAGUGCAUUUUAUUAACACUAUGUACAUAUUAGCUGCUUUGUGUUUCAGAAUGAUAGUAAUUGCUUUGUAUAUUAAAGUGAUCCUUGUGAAUUUGUGAAUUAUUGUCAUAAAGAAGUGCUUUUUCUUACUGUAACCUUUGUGGUAUAAACUGUUAUAACUCCCUUUUUACACCAACAUUUAUGAGCAAUCACAUAAACAUGCUUUUAAAAAUCUC
This is a messenger RNA of Tachyglossus aculeatus (Australian echidna), 7064 nucleotides long. It is a transcript of the gene CREB1, whose product is annotated as cAMP responsive element binding protein 1. The coding region runs from base 173 to 1156 and encodes 327 amino acids. Gene Ontology annotation, cellular component: nucleus; ATF4-CREB1 transcription factor complex. The transcript has 8 exons. Gene Ontology annotation, biological process: regulation of transcription by RNA polymerase II. Gene Ontology annotation, molecular function: protein binding; DNA-binding transcription factor activity, RNA polymerase II-specific; cAMP response element binding. The record is from RefSeq and is a predicted model, not a curated record. NCBI's taxonomy places the organism in Eukaryota, Metazoa, Chordata, Mammalia, Monotremata, Tachyglossidae.